Molecule: messenger RNA, 2306 nt
Organism: Erythranthe guttata (spotted monkey flower)
Lineage: Eukaryota; Viridiplantae; Streptophyta; Magnoliopsida; Lamiales; Phrymaceae
Molecular function (GO): phosphatidylinositol binding; metal ion binding
Source: RefSeq, a predicted model, not a curated record
AGUGUCAACUCCUUCCCCUGUUCUUUUUCCUUUUCUUGUGGCAUCAAAAUUUUCAUUCUUUGCAUAUUGGUUUAGCAAAUCCUUUUCUGGUGAAGCUGCCGUUUUCCACUGAUCGGGGUUCAGAUGUUAACACGAAUUUGCAAUCGAAGCCUCUGAAAUUCAGGGUUAGCGGUUCCAAUUUCUCCGCCGGGUUCUGGGUUUCCUCCAACAAAGAGAGUGAUUCUUGCUAAAUAACCCAUUGCCGGUUUUACUAGCCAAAACAUGGCUUCCCAUGGGGCAGAAGACGUUGAAUCGUUUAAAGAAGACCAUGGGGAGGAUAUCUCGGGUAGCAAAUGCUUUGUCAUCCAAGCUGAAGAAUCUGUUUCCGACGUUUUAUUUCAGAACGAAGAGCAGGAGAAUGAUGCAAUAGCGAGUCCCGUUAGCGAACAUUAUGAAUCGGAAAAGUCUCGUAUUGAAUUGGCUGAAAUUGCAACCGAGGCCCAUAUGGAGCAGAAAGAAUCUACGUGUCAAAAUACGGUGGAAACUGAACAACUUGACCCUGAGUCUUCACCUGAGAAAGGAGAUAAAAUGGUUCGAGAAAUACCUAGCACGAAGGAAUGGGAUCCUCAAUUAAUUGCGAAUACUGACAAAAAGAGCAAUGUUCUGGAUUCCGAAAUGAACAAUGUGACUAUUUGUGGAGCUUUAUCGCCACAAAGUAUUGAAGCUGGUAAUAAUCAGAAGGGGGAUUUGAAUGUCUCGAAUCUCAAAGAAGGGAAGUACUUCUGUUAUGAUACACCCCUACAUGAAGAAACUGGGAUUUGGAUACCUGUUUCUGUUCCUCCGAUGACUGAAAACGAGCAUGAAGAAUGGACCAGGGGGUUCUGCUCGAAUGGUGGAUACAUUCCAGAAGAAGAUAUGGGUUGGAAUCAAUUUAUUGGGGAAGAUAAAGAAUUCACCAUGUGGGAUGUGGUGGUGGAGAUGUUACUUGCAGCACGCGGGAAAGUCAAUGCUCUUGCUUCUGGUGAUAUUGACCAAAUUUCGUGGCUGUCGACUCACCUAAUCGAGCAAGCGUGGAAGGAAAUGUCUCAAACCCUGACAGAGGCUAAUUUCAGCAACACCCAAGAAAUUCUUGAAUCGGAGCCGCCAAAAUGGUUGCCAGAUAGUUCAGCUUCUUCCUGUAUGCUUUGUAGCGUGCGGUUUCACCCGAUCAUGUGCACGAGGCAUCACUGUCGGUUUUGUGGAGGAAUCUUUUGUGGCGAGUGUACCAAAGGAAGGAGCUUGUUGCCCGAGAGAUUCCGUACCGGGGACCCACAACGUGUUUGUGAUGUAUGCUUUGUGAGGCUUGAAUCUGUGCAGCCGUACUUAAUGAAUCAAGUUAGCCGUGCUGCUCAGCUUCCGACGCAUGAUUUGACAGACUUGAGCACUUUAAGAUCCUGGGUGAAUUUUCCAUGGGGACAGACGAUGGAGUACGAGAUUUACAAGGCUGUUAACACAAUCCACGGUUAUGCAAAGGUUGGUUCGUUAAGUCCCGAGAAGAGAAUUCCUGAAGCCAUUUUAAAAGAUGCGAAAGGACUUGCAAUACUUACGGUUGUGAGAGUUGGAAUGAUGGUCACGUAUAACGUCGGAACUGGACUGGUGGUUGCUCGUCGGGAAGAUGGUUCGUGGUCUCCACCCUCUGCCAUUUCUUCCUUUGGCGUAGGCUGGGGUGCCCAGGCAGGAGGAGAGUUGACUGACUUCAUCAUCGUAUUGCGAACAAACGAAGCAGUGAAAACCUUUUGUAGUGAUACGCAUUUCUCAAUUGGAGCUGGUUUGAGCGCUGCUGUAGGAACCAUAGGACGUACCGCAGAAGCUGAUAUGAGAGCUGGUGCAAGUGGAUUUUCUUCCUGUUAUACGUAUAGCUGCAGUAAAGGUGCAUUUAUUGGGUGCUCUCUAGAAGGGAGUGUGGUCACCACUCGAGUAAAAGAGAAUUCAAGAUUUUAUGGUACGCAGUCGAUAAAUGCAUCGGAUAUUCUUAUUGGUUCGUUGCCUAGGCCACCUGCUGCAGCCACUCUUUAUCGUGCGCUAGGGGACUUGUAUCUGCGUCUCGAGAAAUAAAAGCGGAAUUUGGUGAAAGGUGUUUACUGUUUAUAUGUGAAUUUUAAGUCGGGUGAUUGGGAAAUUCCCACAUCUUUGUGAAGAAUCGCUUUGUAAAUAUUGUCAUUGCUGUUAAUAUCGUAACCACGAUUCUUUAGUUGUAUAUAAUCAAUUCUUGUACAGCAACUUGUGCCUUACAUUUCCUUCAAACAGUUUCAGUGAUUGCUUUAUUAAGGAAAAAUGGAUUUGAAUUU